AGUUCUCGAGCGACCAGCGGAGGGGUCGGUUUGGUGUUCUUGUACGUGUUCCAGUUCGUCGGACUGGGUGCCUCGAUCGCGGGUAUCGUUCUCAUCUGGUACUAUAUGGGUUGGGAGUUUGGACUGCCGGCGCUGCUGAUCGCCCUGCUAGCGGUGCUGAUCGCCAGCGGAAAAUGGCGCUGGCUGUACAUUGCUGCCGUGACGGUGCCGCGGGAUUUUAAGGCACUCACGCGUUACAUCAAGCUGAUGAGUUUGGUCAGAAAAUACUCCCGCCAGAAUGCGUCCGCAGCGGACAUCUUCGCCGAAUAUGUCGCCAAACAGCCCGACAAGGCGUGCUACAUCUUCGAAGGGAAAGAGUGGUCCUUCCGAGAGGUCAGUGACUACUCGAACCGGGUUGCGAACGUAUUCCACACCCAUGGCUACAAGCACGGUGAUGUCGUCGGUCUUCUGCUGGAAAACCGACCCGAGUUCAUAGCGAUUUGGUUGGGUCUCUCGAGGCUGGGCGUUAUCACUCCGCUAAUCAACAUCAAUCUUCGCAAGAAUGCACUGCUUCACAGCAUAACCGUGGCCAAGUGCAAUGCACUGAUCUACGGUGAAUCGCUUUCGGAGGCAGUUUCCGAAGUUAGCGAAACCCUUCCAUCGUCGACGGCUUUCUACCAGUUGAACGAUACCGCCCAGCAAACGGUCCUACCCAACUCGAAAGAUAUGACCACUUUGCUGCAGUCGGCUUCCAAGGAAACACCAACAACCGGAGUGAAGAAACCUAACCAUCACGAUCAGCUGGUGUACAUCUAUACGUCCGGAACCACGGGUCUGCCGAAAGCUGCCGUAAUUACACAUGCCAGAUUCGUGUUCAUCACGGCAGCCAUCCACAUCGUGGCCGGAUUCCGCAGUGACGACAUAUUCUACACUCCUCUGCCGAUGUAUCACACAGCCGGUGGUAUGAUGAGCUGCGGGCAGGCACUGCUGUUCGGUGCGACCGUUGUGAUUAGGAAAAAAUUCUCUGCGUCGCAAUACUUUGCGGACUGCCAGAAGUAUAACUGCACCGUCGGUCAGUACAUUGGUGAAAUGUGCCGCUACAUUCUGGCUACUCCGGAGUCUGCGACCGAUAAAGCGCACAAAGUACGGCUGAUGUUCGGCAAUGGACUGCGGCCGCAGAUUUGGUCGCAAUUCGUCGAACGGUUCAACAUUCCCCGGGUCGCCGAGUUCUACGGUGCCACCGAAGGCAAUGCUAAUAUUGUCAACAUCGACAACACUCCGGGAGCAAUUGGUUUUGUGUCCCGUAUUAUUCCAUCCAUCUAUCCCAUCUCGAUCAUCCGAGCGGAUCCGGCUACUGGAGAACCCAUUCGUGGUAAGGACGGACUGUGCCAGCUAUGCAAACCGAACGAACCGGGAGUUUUCAUCGGUAAGAUCAUACCGAGCAACCCUAGCAGGGCAUUUUUGGGUUACGUGGACAAGUCCGCAUCGGAGCGGAAAAUUGUACGUAACAUCUUCCGCAAGGGGGAUUCAGCGUUUCUUUCCGGCGAUCUGCUGGAAGCCGACGAACGGGGCAACCUGUUUUUCAAAGAUCGUACCGGAGAUACCUUCCGCUGGAAGGGAGAGAACGUAUCCACCAGCGAGGUCGAAGCGGAAGUAAGCAAUGCGGCUGGCUAUCGAGAUACCGUGGUUUACGGUGUGGAGGUACCGAACAUGGAAGGUAGGGCGGGCAUGACUGCCAUUCUAGAUCCCGAACGUCAGGUGGAUCUGGUCAAAUUAGCACAAACAUUGAGGGAAACGCUCCCUUCGUAUGCACGGCCACAGUUUGUUCGUUUGCUAACCAAAGUGGACAUGACUGGGACGUUCAAGCUGAAAAAACUCGACCUGCAAAAAGAGGAAUUCGAUCCAAAUGUUAUUGACGAUGCUCUCUUUUAUCUAUCAUCGAAAGGCACCUACGAAAGUCUGACAAAAGAGGUCUUUGAGCAGAUAAAACGGAAUGAAAUUCGGUUCUAAUGGUACCAGGUUCCAGAUUUUUUUUUCUGUUCUUAUCCCGCCCACAUCCUAACCUGCCAAUCGUAGCACUUUUCCAAUGUAAGUUGGUUUUUGAUUUGUUUUUCGUUUCAUCAGAACAACUGUGAUAUUGAGUGAAAGUGACCGAAGCAGGUCAUCUGGCUUCGCCGAAUAAGAAAGUUUAUCUUCCCGAUUCCGAUUGGUUCUUGCACGCAACCGCAAGUGCAACAGUGAAGAAUGUGUAUAAGCAAUCUAAUUAGUGCGUGGUAAAUGGAAUUUUGACUAAUACAUAACAGGCUUUAGUUUGCCACUUCCUCCCAACUUUCAAUAGGCCUUAUGCCGAUGGACUGAACUAUUUUAGCGUCGUUUUUCUGCUUUCUCGUUGGAAAACUUAAUUGAGACCUGACCUGUCUAAGAUAAAGGCAGAAUUUGGAACUCAUUGUCUAAAACCGAUGGAUUCUUUGGCUACUUCUGAAGAGUAGAUAUUUUUCUAAGUCUUUUUAGGCUCUCUGUUUUGUGAGAAUUGUCAUUCCUCGGUGCUAGUCGCUUGAAAAAAGGAUGGUUCGUCUUCUGAUCUAUCACUUCGAAAUUCGAUAUUGCCUGUUUAAUGUUUUUCUUUGUUCUAAAUAAAUUCAACUGGUAUACUUCGAAAGCAAUCUAACUAACAGGAAAGGCCAGACAGCGGCGCUAGGUGAAUAAAGUUUUUUUUUUCUUAUAAUUACUUAUAUGUACGUUUUAUUGUAAAUAUUCCUAAGGACAGGCUGGAAAGGGACCGAAUUACUUAUUAUACUAUAGCAAAUGAUUUUUAUACACAGUUAUUAAGUGUUUAGCUUCGUUCUCUGCUUAGGGAGGAAUAACUCGUUACUAGACUAGAUAGUGUUGCAUUUAAGUUGAGAACACUCAAUAACAAAUCCGACAAAGAUUGAGAAAUAAAGCUAUCUUUACUCUUUUAUUACACACGCUACUAUCAAAUCAUUCCAAUCGUAUGUAUCAUAUGUAUAACGAAUUAGGUCACAAUCACACUUCUUUC
Molecule: messenger RNA, 3016 nt
Organism: Sabethes cyaneus
Lineage: Eukaryota; Metazoa; Arthropoda; Insecta; Diptera; Culicidae
Gene: Fatp1
Product: long-chain fatty acid transport protein 4
Exons: 5
Coding region: 106-1989 (627 amino acids)
Biological process (GO): triglyceride homeostasis
Cellular component (GO): endoplasmic reticulum
Molecular function (GO): long-chain fatty acid transmembrane transporter activity; long-chain fatty acid-CoA ligase activity
Source: RefSeq, a predicted model, not a curated record